GGCCAUCUACCCGCCCUGUGGCCGGCGCAAGAUCAUCCUCUCCGACGAGGGAAAGAUGACGGAACGAGCUGAUAGCGCGAUACAUCAAGCUGCGGACUGGGAAGACGCGGACACGGAAGCAGGUCUCCAGUCAUAUCCAGGUCCUGGCGGGCGGAAGGCCCGGGAGAUCCAGGUGAAGCUGAAGGACCAGGCAGCCAAAGACAAGGCGCUCCAGAGCAUGGCCAGCAUGUCAUCCGCUCAGAUAAUCUCCCCUACUGCCUUUCAGAACAAGAUGGUGCUGCAGGGUCUUCCCCGGCCAACGUACCCCACGGCUGGCGGGUUUUGGCAUGGUGCGCUUCCGGGACAGCCUGCUGGCCCUGAAGACAUCAAGCCCUUUGCCCAGCAGAGCUACGCCAUGCAGGCCUCUGGCCCUCCACCCAUAACAGGUUACGAGAGCACAGCGGGGUUGACCAUGUCCCCUAGCGCUCCCCCCUGGCAGGGCCGGAGCAUUGCCAGCUCCAAACUCCGCAUGCUGGAGUUCUCCGCCUUCCUGGAGCAGCCGCAGGACUCUGAGACCUUCAACAAGCAUCUGUUUGUGCACAUCGGUCAGUCCAACCCCACCUUCAGCGACCCCUACCUGGAGGCGGUGGACAUCCGGCAGAUAUACGACAAGUUCCCAGAGAAGAAGGGAGGCCUGAAGGAGCUGUUUGAGAAAGGACCGGGCUGUGCCUUUUUCCUGGUCAAGUUCUGGGCGGACCUAAGCAUCAACCUCCAGGACGACAGCAACUAUUUCUAUGGCGUGUCCAGCCAGUACGAGAGCUCUGACAACAUGAUCAUCACCUCCUCCACCAAGGUCUGCUCCUUCGGCAAGCAGGUGGUGGAGAAAGUGGAGACGGAGUAUGCACGCUUUGAGAAUGGCCGCUAUGUAUUUAGAAUUCAUCGCUCACCACUGUGCGAGUACAUGAUCAACUUUAUCCACAAGCUCAAACACCUCCCAGAAAAAUAUAUGAUGAACAGUGUACUGGAGAACUUCACCAUCCUGCAGGUGGUGACAAACAGGGAUACACUGGAGACGCUGCUAUGCGUGGCUUACGUGUUCGAGGUGUCCACCAGCGAGCAUGGGGCCCAGCAUCACAUCUACAGGCUGAUCAAAGAUUGAGAGCCAAGGAGGGGGGCCUCCCUUUCAAACCUUUUACCACUACCGACAAAAAAAAAAAACUACCACAACCAGUGAACCUCCAAACCCAUCAACCACCACAACCUCCCCUUUCUACACCAUCUCUCCUCCUCACCACUGGACUGCGAUCAAUAUCCUGCUCAUCUCAAGUCGGAGACAAGCUAACACUGGGGCCGUCUCAAGCUGUCUGUCCAGGCCAGACCAUCCAGGGUGGAUGAGGCUAACAGACGAACAGAGAGACCGGUAGACAUGAUGUGGAUGUGGACGUGGAUCCGCUUCGGGCACCUGAGCAGCAGGAGUGAGGUCUACCACAUCGUCGCCGUGCGGGCGACUACAAAGAGACGUAGUGAUGGAUUCCCCACUUGGGUUGUUUUUCUGUUUGUUUGUUUGUUUUUGUUUUUCAUUUUUUACUGCAGGAGCCACACCUUGAGAUGUUGCAUGAUACUACCCCCUCUCCUCUUCCCCGGUCCUGUGUUACUAGAGCGUGUUUGUGUUUUCAUUUUUUCACACACAGCUGCGCGGACUAACAUGGGUUCUAGCAACACCUAGUGACAGGUUUAAGCAAGUGGCUCAUGGAAAUAGUUCCAAAGAGACUCGCCAGCCAGAGAACUGAAAAGGUUGGAGGGAAGUGAAGUGGAUUAGAGUGGGCAGUGCCUGUGUGUUUGGUUUCUGUGUCGUCAGUAUUUUGUGGCGUUCUACCAUUUUCUGAUCCGCCUCAUUGAGGCCGUACGGUAACGGAGGACGCAAAAAAAUGAUAAUGAAAAGAUUGUGUAUUAUGUAUGUAUCUUCAUCCUGUUUGAUUUUCAUAUGUUAAAUAAUAUUUAUCUUUAGUAUUGUUGGACGAACAUGAGCGCAACUUACUUACGUUAAACUGUGCUAACUUGAACCAGAAUAGAAUUCUCUUGGAAAUGUAGGAGAAUGUGGAAGAGAAUGCUGGAAUUGUAUCUUCAUAGGUCUGUGAAAAUGAAAGGUGAAAAUAAAACUGAAAAUGUACAUUACUUGA
Molecule: messenger RNA, 2159 nt
Organism: Alosa alosa (allis shad)
Lineage: Eukaryota; Metazoa; Chordata; Actinopteri; Clupeiformes; Clupeidae
Product: transcriptional enhancer factor TEF-3-like
Exons: 11
Coding region: 56-1138 (360 amino acids)
Biological process (GO): embryonic organ development; regulation of transcription by RNA polymerase II; hippo signaling
Cellular component (GO): transcription regulator complex
Molecular function (GO): DNA-binding transcription factor activity, RNA polymerase II-specific; RNA polymerase II cis-regulatory region sequence-specific DNA binding
Source: RefSeq, a predicted model, not a curated record